AUGUGCAGAUUACAUAUUAUCCACGUUGCCCGUUAAGUUUUUUCUAACUCUCAAAUUUAUUAUCAUCACAUCAUCAUUUUCUUGCAGGAUUUUCACCAUAAAGUUUCCACCUUUUUAUGCUUGUAUAUAUAUUGACACAAUUUCAGCAUAUUCAUCAAGUAAGCUGUAUCAACUCUACUUUUCUUGAAUUGUGUCUCAUUAUAAUUCAAGCUGUUUGAGAUUGUUUCUGUGACAAAUUUUACAAUUCUUGAACACCCUUUUUGUUUUCUUGAGUUGGGUUCUGAAAAGAUUAUAACUUUAGUGGCUUAUGAGUGAUUUCUUGGUUCUUUGAAGUGGAAUUUUGAUGCCCUUUAUCAAAGUUUUGAUUUUGGGUGUCAGUUUUGGUAUGUUAUUGUUUAAAUGAAUAUGCAAACAGCUUCUACAAGCUGUGAUUUUUCACAGAUUUUUUGGGUGCCUACACCAAUCUGUCCAUGUAAGAAAAGGCUUAAAUUUUCUCCAUUAGAUGGGUUCUCUAGUAGGAUGAAGUUGUAUAUGACCCACAAGAGAAAAAGAUAUGUUCUUGGGGCCUGUAUGAUUUCUACUAAUGGUGGGAACCAUAAUUUAGAUAUAGAGUUUGCUAAUUCGGCGAGUAGGGUUGCUAAAAGUUUUGUGGCUAAUACAUUGUCAAAUGAAAUGGAUGAAAGAGAUUCGUCUCGAGAUUCUGUUAGGAUGGGUACUUCUAAUUUUGCUAACUUUGAAGAAGACCCCAUGGUAGGGAAGCUCAGAACACAACUAGGAGUCGUGCACCCUAUCCCGUCGCCUCCGGUUAACAAGAGCAUUUUUGGGUUUUUCGUGUUCUUUUUCUUUGUGGGGGUUUUAUUUGAUAAGCUUUGGACGUCAAGGAAGAAGAAUAGGUCAAGCAAUGAAGGGAGACUUGGUAUGUGGCCACAGGUGCCCACAAGCCUCUCUUCGUUCCUUGAAAAGGAUUUGCAAAGGAAAGAAUCGGUGGAAUGGGUUAACAUGGUUCUAGCAAAGUUGUGGAAGGUUUAUAAGCCAGGACUUGAGAGUUGGCUCGUCGGGUUGCUUCAGCCAGUCAUUGAUGAUUUAAAGAAACCUAAUUAUGUGGAGAGGGUUGAAAUAAAACAGUUCUCUUUAGGAGAUGAGCCAUUAUCUGUUCGAAAUGUUGAACGCAAAACCUCACGGCGUGUCAAUGAUUUGCAGUAUCAAAUAGGCCUCCGUUACACUGGUGGUGCUCGCAUGUUGCUUAUGCUGUCCUUAAAAUUUGGAAUAGUUCCCAUUGUUGUGCCAGUAGGUAUCCGAGAUUUUGACAUUGAUGGGGAACUUUGGGUUAAACUGAGACUGAUUCCAACAGAGCCUUGGGUGGGAGCUGCUCAGUGGGCCUUCGUGUCACUUCCAAAGAUAAAAUUCGAGCUGUCUCCAUUUCGUUUGUUCAAUCUAAUGGCAAUUCCAGUUCUGUCGAUGUUUUUGACGAAGCUUUUGACUGAGGAUUUACCACGACUAUUUGUUCGUCCAAAGAAGAUUGUUUUAGAUUUCCAGAAGGGAAAAGCAGUUGGUCCCCUUCCUACUGAUUUUAGGUCUGGAGAAGUACAAGAAGGCAACAAGGACUAUGUGGGGGAAUUAUCGGUUACCCUUGUAGAUGCUAGAAAGCUCUUUUAUGUUUUUCCUGGAAAGACAGACCCAUAUGUUAUUCUAAAAUUGGGAGAUCAAGUCAUACGUAGUAAAAAGAACAGUCAGACAACUGUCAUUGGUUCUCCUGGUGAGCCAAUCUGGAAUCAGGACUUUUCUAUGCUGGUUACAAACCCUGGAAAACAAAAGUUGUAUAUACAAGUGAAUGACUCCCUUGGCUUUGCAGAUUUGAGUAUAGGAACCGGGGAGGUUGAUCUGGGAUCUCUUAAAGAUACUGUUCCAGCAGAUAGGAUUGUGACCUUGCAAGGAGGCUGGGGACCGUUCGGGAAGGGAUCAGCAGGGGAACUUUUACUUCGAUUAACAUAUAAAGCAUAUGUUGAGGAUGAAGAAGAUGAAGUGAUUAGGGAAAGAUCGACACGUGCUGAUGCUUCAGAUGACGAGUUGGCUGAAUCUGAAGUAGAUAAUGCUACUUAUGUGCAUCCAAAAAAGAAUUUGCCCAGUGGAACAGAAACAUUUAUGGAUGUGUUGGCAGCUUUAAUUGUAAGUGAAGAAUUUCAAGGGAUUGUAGCAUCUGAAACAGGUGACACAAAAUUUCCAGAUAAUGUCACGAGUUCAAAAUCGACAUUGAGAUCAGUUGGUCCUAAUAUUGAAUCAGUGCCAUCAAAUUUUGGAGGUGACUCUGAAAAAUCCAAAGGCUCUGCUCUAUUUUGGAUUUCCUUGAUCACAACUAUCUCAGUGCUUAUCGCGUUAAAUAUGGCCGGUUUUUCCUUGUUCAAUCCUUGAUGUACAGUUUCUGAAGAACAAGAGUUAUGCUCAAAGAAGUUAACAAUAUUUCUAUACCUUGUAGACAGGAGGAGAGCAUUAGUUUAAUACUUUUUUGUGUUUAUACAGUGUAGACGAAUAUUCUUUCGGUGCAGUAUUUCAGGUAUGGGGAUGAAAAAGAAAUACUAAAAGAAAAGUUUCCUUCCCUUAUUGGGAAAUACACACAAACAUUUAGUUUACCAACUUCUGAGUGGCACAUAUCGGGUCUGGUUAUUUUGGUUUAGCAUAGAUGUUUAUUACUUUUUGUACGUGCAUUUAUUAGUUUUCAUGUAUAGUUGUUUGGAGAUGGAAUGCCGGUUACCUAUUAUCAAUAGAAUUAAAAUUUCGGAAAGCUUUACCCAGUGGAAAUUUUAAAUUGUACAGACUCAAUGGUAUUUCAUUAUAAAAUAGACCAAACUCUUGUUUGGUCUUGGAGUG
This is a messenger RNA of Daucus carota subsp. sativus, 2865 nucleotides long. RefSeq names its product tricalbin-3. The record is from RefSeq and is a predicted model, not a curated record. NCBI's taxonomy places the organism in Eukaryota, Viridiplantae, Streptophyta, Magnoliopsida, Apiales, Apiaceae. Gene Ontology annotation, molecular function: lipid binding. The transcript is spliced from 9 exons. The coding region runs from base 400 to 2409 and encodes 669 amino acids.